Pseudopodoces humilis (Tibetan ground-tit) is the source of this 2466-nucleotide messenger RNA. RefSeq names its product ubiquitin associated protein 1 like (gene UBAP1L). Gene Ontology annotation, cellular component: ESCRT I complex. Gene Ontology annotation, molecular function: ubiquitin binding. Lineage: Eukaryota; Metazoa; Chordata; Aves; Passeriformes; Paridae. Gene Ontology annotation, biological process: ubiquitin-dependent protein catabolic process via the multivesicular body sorting pathway. The record is from RefSeq and is a predicted model, not a curated record.
UUAUUUUGUAAGUUUUUUUUUUUUUACAGAAAAAAUAGAGAUAAAUGGAUUUUUGUUUAAAGCAUUUUCACACGAGGGGAGAGAUUUGUUUGGGUACUUUGCAUCAAAUAUAACUCUAACGAGGAGAGAAUUGCUGGGAAAAGGUUUGUGUGAAGGAACUUCUCCCUCCUGCAAGGUGACAGAGGUGACAUCUGAUGUCAAAGCUUUCUAUGUUCUGGACAGUUUGUUUGUAACUCUGACAGGCCAUAUGGAUUUGGAGCUUUGCUGUUCUGCACAGAUUGCUGUGGCACCUUUCCAGAGCUGCAGUCCUUAUUCUUGCGUAGCCCCAAUGUGUGGGAAUCAAGUUAAUCUUUCCAGUGCUUUGUCUCUUGGCGUCACAACAGUGCGUAAUUCACGCGUGGCAUUGCCUAAAUUCAGUACCUGGGUCUUAGGUGUAAUGUUAAUAGUGUCCUGGCUGAACCUUUGUGCUGGUUUCUGUCAGUAAGAGACACAAACUGGUAAUUCCUGAUAGAACAUGAGUGCACAAUUUUGCAAUUCUUGCUCACCUGUAGCACCCCAAAAUACAGAUUGCCAUGAAGUCCUCUGCAGGUGGUGUUCUGAUUUGCUCUUCCCUACAUUCUCCCUUCCUAAUGUCACUUCCAGCAUCUCAUUACUCCAGACCCAAGGCUGAGCCAGAUCCUGGGGAGUCUUCUGUGAUGAAAACACACAAGGCCUAAUUUAAAAAUAAAAACAACUGCAUAAAACCAAUACAAACCAAACACUUUCAGUUCAGGCAGCUUAGUGACCAGAGGAUGCUCUGCUUAAACAAUUAGGCUCCUUAUCCCAUCAGCAUGUCUGAUGGAACAGGCCAACCGCUUAAGCUACGAUUAUCUUAAAGCUGUCCAAGUCAGCUGCUUGUCUGACACUGCAAGAAUUUAAAGAGCUGAGCAGUAGAUAAGGAGACUGCAAAGCAGCAGCCCUGUUCUCCCUGCCCUGCGAGGAGAGAUCUCCAUGAGUUCAUCUGACGCAAGAAAUCAGGCAGCAGCAAUGAACUACCUGGAUGAAAUUCCCUUCCGGACGGCCAUGAGCCUCAAUGGGGGUUCAGAGGAAGAAAUCACUUUAGUCACUGCCCCAGACAUUGAGCUCCCUGACUGCACUGACAUCCUCAUGAGCACCAUGCACGACUUCUCGCUGGAAAGGAAAGUGCUGUACUGGGUGGAGGUGGCUUCUCAGCAGCAAACCUCCCGCCAUCGAGUCACCUCCGAAGUUGUCCCCACGGCUCCCCCGUGCUGGCUGCUGCUGGUGGACCCUGCCGACAGCUACGGAGGGCGGGGUCGGGACGGGGCUGUGCGGCGCUCCAUCAGCCUGAGCGCUGCUGACAGCUCCUACGGGCACACCAAGGGCAGGGCGGUCCUGUCCGACACCGAGAGCGACACCUGGCACUCAGAGGAGGGUGAGUACUCGGAUGAUGAGUACUCCUCAACAUCUUGGGAAGAGAAUGACAAGGAUGAAACGCUUCUCUCCAGGAGGAGAAGCUCUGCGAGAAGUGUGUCUUCACGCCAUGGCUUUUACCAGACCCGACCAAAGACAUCACCCGGCUUGCUGGAGCCCUCGCCAGAGAACAAUGUCCAUAGCCCAGCCAGCCCAGACCCCAGCAAGCAGAGAAGAUCCAUGGUGAUAUUUAACAACAUGAAGAAUGAGCUGGAAGCUGCCAGGAGGAAGCUGGCUGCUUUGGUGCAUCCUUUGAACAGAGCUGCCACAGGGAGCAGAGUGAUCCCGGUGCGGCGACUGCUCCCCCAGUGCCCUGGCACCAACCGCAGCGUCAAAUACGGGCCAGAUCUGGACGUGUCCCAGCAGGGGACAGUUGGGCCAACUCCUCCGGCCACAGUCACGCCAAUCCCUCCCAUCAAGCAGCACAAGCCCACGGUACCGUCCCUCAGCCCCUACACUUGCCUACCCCCUGCCUCCACGCCUGGACAACCUCUCAGCUGCCACAGAUCCCAGCCAGAUUCCUCGGCUGACCUGCUCUCUGCACUAAGCCAAGAAGAGCGAGACCUCAUCGAGCCUGUCAUAGCCCUGGGCUACCCCACCCAGAAAGCCAUCCUCACCCUCCAGAAGACAGGAAGGCAAAGCUUAAGUCAGUUCCUGAGCUACCUGGGUGCUUGUGAUUGGCUGCUGAAGCAGGGCUAUGAGGAAGGGCAGGUGGAGGAAGCCAUGGAAAUGUUCCAGUACUCAGAGAAAAAGGCAGCUGAAUUCUUGCAUCUGUUGGCUCAGUUUAAUGAUAUGGGCUUCCAGCAAAAUGAAGUCAAAGAAGUUCUUUUGCUUUGUGGGAAUCAGAGAGAGAGGGCACUGGAAGAGCUUGUGAUGAAAACCCACUGAGCAGCAUCCUGGAGCAGUCACAGCUUCCUCUCUCCACACCAAACCAGAAGGACUCAGGUUAUUCUGCUGCUCCAUCCCCACCCCUGGAAGCACCAGACACACAACUUC